GAGGCCCAUGAUCUGUGAGUCAACCCCAUGAUCUGCUGCCAUUACGUACUUCGAGGGCUCUACUCUGCUGCCGGCGUUUCGUCACUCCACUCGACAACGGGCUGCGAGCCCGCGGCUACGCCGUAUGUCAGUGCCUGCGGUGUUCGGCCUGACGAUGUGGAGUUCUAUUCACACUCACCCCAGAAAGGAAAUAGUUUUGUUUGCUCUGCUUCCAGAAGGAGCCUGCUUUGUUUGUCGUUUGCCACAGUCGAUCCUGUUGUGAGCUGCGUGCAACACCGAAUCGCACAGAGGGUGCUAUUCGAGCGGACGGACGGCGGAAUGUCUUUCAUCCUGGAGUUUGCAGAGGCCUUAAUUAGGCAAGGGAUGGAGGACCCAGAGGAGCGCGACAAGAAAUUCCGUGAGCACAUAUAUGAGAUGAAAGACAAGUGUGAAAAAACUAAGGAGCAGUGGAGGCAGCCAGUCAAGCCUUUUGGGUAUUGGAACCUUGACAAGAACAACCAUAAGUUCUUGCUGGAUUUGAAGCUUAGCUCAUUGUCUGGGCGCCGAGGAACGUAUGACCAGUUUGACCAGAGCGGCAGCUCGUAGACGCUGUGUGCUUUCCUGAGCUUUGCUCCGACUACGCGCCUUUGUUUGUGACGAUGCUCAAGAUGUCCGCCAUGAGGUCUUAGCAUACCCACUGCAUGCGAUGUCUAUAUCUAUUUUCAGACCUGGAGCUGGGGGUGGGAUCACGUAUGCCCUUUUUUUUUUUUCACUUACCUGAUUUGGGUAUAAGAGGGAUGGUGCUUGCUCUUGUCCUGGAGGCAGUGGAUGGAGACGACAAAACCUCACCUGCAAUGGGAAAGCAUGACCCACUCGAACAGUCUAUUAAUCUGAAUCCUGAAUUACAUUUGGGGAGGUCCGCCUCCUCUGCCCUCGUCUCUCUUACUGCCUUUCCAUUUUGCUCAGCUGUGAAUUGCGGAGAGGGCUUUCCUUGUUAGUCAUCUGUAACUUCAUAAGGUUGGUCAUGUGAGGGUCAUUCGUGUGUGUUUAUUGGGCAGGGUGGGUGAACGAUAUUGCGAGGGUGAUGUUGCUUGCGACUUUUGAUAUAUUUGCGAAUGGGCGGCGGUGGAUGUGUAUAAGGUUUUGAAUAUCUCUGGUGGAAAUUACGUUGUUGUCGUAGAAUAGUGGUUUCUUGGAUGGGAAAAGAAAAAAAAGAAAAAGGUGUGUAAGGUGUACUAAGGAAGUGACGAUGAGACAGGUAUAUGUGUUAUGGGACAAAACUGCUGAA
Molecule: messenger RNA, 1267 nt
Organism: Chara braunii
Lineage: Eukaryota; Viridiplantae; Streptophyta; Charophyceae; Charales; Characeae
Source: the annotation of a GenBank genome assembly